UUUUGGGUUUCAUCCACUUAUAAUUAGUUAUUGAUCUUUGUCAUGUUUCAACAAUUUACAGACAUAAAUGGGAUAUGUCAAAGCUUAGCAGAUGCUGUGUUUUCUAGUAAGAGAAAGUUGUUUUUGAAAAAUAAGUUUAACUUUGUUUAUAAUGGAGAAAUAUUUGAAGCCAUAUGACAAAGAAUUCAUGAAGAUGGCAAUGUUAAAGCACGAGGAAACAUUCAAACAACAGGUGUAUGAACUUCAUCGUCUUUAUCAAAUUCAAAAGGCACUAAUGAGAAGUAUGGCUAGCCAAAACCAAGAAGGGUGUCGAUAUAUAAAGACUAAGCCUCGUUUGGAUCAUCAAAUCAACCAAAAUAUGUCGACUCUACAAGGGUUUCGUGAUCAACUCGAUGAUACUAUGGAAUUGGACUACAAUAGGGUUCUAGAGAUUGAGGAUGAAAGCCAAAUCGAGUUGACACUCGGUCCGACAAGUUUUAAUAAAUCAACAAAGAGAGUCGAGACAAAAACAAGAACAUCAGAAUCCGGGCGGAGCUUUUCUUCUUCUACUUCUACAGGAUCAAGCCAUAUGAAGAAUUUCGGGACAACAAGGAUAAACGAGAGAAGAAGAGAAGAGUUAAGUUUUGACUCGGGUGAAGAGUUGAAUCAAAGUAAGAUUAAACAUGACUAUCCGCCUUGGCUUUUCCAAUCUCUAACCCUAAACUUGACUUGAUUAUCAUGAGAUUGUUCUUGUUUUUUUUUUUCAUCUUACUCUUAUUUGGGCUAGAAAUUAGGAUGAUAUUGAUUAGAUAGGUUCUGAGGGUUAGCCCACUAAUCAUGUUUCCAUUUUCUUACUUCAUAAUCUAAUUAUGUUUUU
This is a messenger RNA of Impatiens glandulifera, 856 nucleotides long. RefSeq lists its product as uncharacterized. The transcript has 2 exons. The coding region runs from base 152 to 712 and encodes 186 amino acids. NCBI's taxonomy places the organism in Eukaryota, Viridiplantae, Streptophyta, Magnoliopsida, Ericales, Balsaminaceae. The record is from RefSeq and is a predicted model, not a curated record.